UGUUUCAAAAGUGUAUUUGUUGUACUGUCAAAUUAGAAAGAGCAGCAGGGAAACAUCAUGGGGAAAAAAAUGAUUUUGCUUCUGAUUUUUGGAGUCCUUGCGGCAUAUUACAUUUACACUCCUCUCCCAGAUAAUAUUGAAGAGCCUUGGAGACUGAUGUGGGUAACCACAAGUUUGAAAACAGCCCAAAAUGUGGCUUGGUUUGCUGAACUCUUGGGAAUCAGCCACUUCAUGGACAUUCUACAGUUCUUUAUGAACCUUCGGGAAGUCCCCAUCAGAUCUGAUGAAAAUGUCACUGUAAUGGAGACAACUUUCAAUAAUGUUCCUGUCCGCGUAUAUGUGCCAAAACGAAAGUCAGAGAUACUAAGAAGGGGUUUAUUUUAUAUCCAUGGUGGUGGUUGGUGUUUGGGGGAUGCUGCUUUUUUAAAUUAUGACCUUCUGUCAAGACGGACAGCUGAUAGACUUGAUGCUAUUGUCAUAUCAACCAACUACAGACUAGCACCUAAAUAUCAUUUUCCAAGUCAAUUUGAAGACGUAUAUAAUGCAUUGAGGUGGUUCUUACACCAAGAUGUUCUUGAAAAAUAUGGCAUAGAUCCUGAAAGAAUUGGUGUUUCUGGAGACAGUGCUGGUGGAAAUUUGGCUGCAGCAGUGGCUCAACAGCUCAUAGAGGACCCAGAUGUCAAGAUCAAACUUAAAAUACAAUCUUUAAUAUAUCCUGCCCUUCAGACUCUUGAUAUGGAUUUACCGUCAUAUAGGGAAUAUCCACACUUUCCAGUUCUACCCAGAUCACUUAUGGUCAGGUUCUGGAGUGAAUACUUUACCACAGAUAGAUCACUUGAAAAAGCCAUGCUCUUCAAUCAACACAUACCAGUGGAAUCAAGCCAUCUGUUCAAGUUUGUUAAUUGGAGUUCCUUGCUCCCUGAGAAGUUCAGAAAAGGACAUGUUUAUAAUAGUCCAACUCAUGGUAGUUCCAAGCUAGCUAAAAAAUAUCCAGGGUUCCUAGAUGUGAGGGCAGCCCCGCUGUUGGCUGAUGACAACAAGUUGCGUGGUUUACCUGUGACCUAUGUUCUCACUUGUCAAUAUGACGUUUUAAGAGAUGAUGGAGUCAUGUAUGUCACCCGACUUCGGAAUGCUGGAGUUCAAGUGACCCAUAACCACAUUGAGAAUGGAUACCAUGGAGCACUUUUCUUUAAUGAAUUUAAAAUUGAGUAUAGAAUACAAAAUCAGUAUAUGAGUUGGCUACAUGAAAAUCUAUAGUGCAAAUCUAAGCAACGGUUUAUUAAAAAUAUAUAAGCCUCAGAACAGAAAACAAAUUAGUGAAAAUUAAAGGGUUGGUGUUUAAAUUGAUUUUUAUCAUCUGUGACCUUCCUAAGGUACCCAGCCAUAGUGGCAUUUUUUCGAUAGCUAACAAAUUCUUCCCCAUUUUAUUCCUUAUUUUAAGUGUUAUUCACUGACUUCUGUGAAAAUACCUUCCUGUUUUUUCUGAUACUGUUACUUACUUCUUAUAUGUCUAAUUUACAGUCCUAGUUUUUUUGAUUGCCUAAGAGUAUUACAGUUGAGAAGAAAGUUUGAAACAAACACAUCUAGUUUGUGAAAUGCCAGAGUUUUAGUGAGCUUGGAUUUAGAGCAUUGAAAUAUAUCUGUAUAGGAACUGGUAUGAAUUAUGUGCCAACUCUAAAAAAUUUUGCCUAAAUGGAGAAACAUAUCAUGCUCAUGGAUAGGUAGGAUCAACAUUUUUAAAAUGUCCAUACUAUCCAAAGUGAUUUACAGAAUGA
This is a messenger RNA of Lemur catta (Ring-tailed lemur), 1775 nucleotides long. RefSeq names its product arylacetamide deacetylase (gene AADAC). NCBI's taxonomy places the organism in Eukaryota, Metazoa, Chordata, Mammalia, Primates, Lemuridae. Gene Ontology annotation, cellular component: endoplasmic reticulum membrane. Gene Ontology annotation, biological process: positive regulation of triglyceride catabolic process. The transcript has 5 exons. Gene Ontology annotation, molecular function: triacylglycerol lipase activity; serine hydrolase activity. The coding region runs from base 58 to 1257 and encodes 399 amino acids. The record is from RefSeq and is a predicted model, not a curated record.